CAUGAGUGGCGACACGGCGCGCAUGGUCCGCAGGACGAGUCUGCAUCAGGACGAGGAGAUGCGGAGCCGGGCCAUGUCGGUCGGCUCGUCGCUGGCCCGCCGUCGGCUCAGCUCGCUGGACCACAACUACACGAUGCUCUUCCAAGUGGGCAAGCUGGAGCUGCAGAUGAUCAGUCCCGACAACAAGGCUGUCAAGCUGCACAAGUACUUUAAGGACAUCUCCCAGAUCACUCAGGGGCAGAAGAACAGCGACCACUUCGGCUUCAUCUGCCGCGAGACGCCGGCGGCCGCCGCGGCGCCAGCCGGGUCUGAGGGGUCGCAGGAGGCGCCCCGGGCCGGCCCCGGCGCCGCCAUGCCACCCGCCGCCGGCCACAAGAGCGGAUAUGUCGGCUACAUCUUCCGCUGCCAGAACGACAAGAUCGCCGAGGACGUGAUCAACACGUUGACGCAGGCGUUCCGCAGCGCGUACGACGUGAUCCGCCAGAGCAAGCGGCACAACCAGCAGCACUGCGACUACUGCCCGGCCAGCUGGUUCAACAAGCUGUGCGCCGAGCUGGACGGCCUCGGCCCAGAGGCGAUUCAGGCCGUGAUUGUGCGCGCGCUCGAGUGCCUGCCGGCCGAGGAGCGGCGCGAGCUGCUGCUCAAGCUGAGCGGUGCGGAGGCCGUCGACGCCGCCGAGCAGAACGAGCUGCUCAUGUCGCUGCUGCGCUUCCUCUGCGACGAGAAGCAGCGCAAGCACACGCACGUGCCGGCCGGCCAGCUGCCGCCGCUCGGCCACGACAGCUCCAACCUUCUCUUCGACCUCAGCUCAGGUUUGAACAAGGCGAAGCGGUCGCUGACCUCGCGGCUGGAGCAGGUGUGGAAGUACAACCGGGGCCGAGAGGAAACGAAGGAGAACAGCCAACCGGAGCAUUUGGUGCUCCAUCAGCACUCCGCCAGCACCACGCCGGAAGGCUCGCCCUGCCCGACGCCCACCAAGGCCGAGUUCCGGUACGAGUACCCGGCCGACUCGCCGGUCGCCUCCCGACCGCGCAGCUCCACCAUCGCGGGCAGCUCUGGCGAGGGGUAUCGGCGGGAGUACCGCACGAGGAACCUGAACCAGGCGGCCCGCACCGACAGUCCCAUGGUGGCCAUCUUCAAGCGGAUGGGCAACAGCCCGCGCGCCGCCGACACUGGCCGGCCGGGCGGCGACGGUACGCCCCGGCACGCCAACGCCUCCUGGCGGCAGGCCAUCUUCAACAGGAUCCGCACUCCAGGUAUGUUUUCCCGAAGCGUCUGCUCGAACUGAUGCAGGAGUCACGGCUGCUUAAGGUUUGUAGCUUGAGCGGGCAUUCACCACACAGCUCGGGACACAGCACCUCUGAAGCUUUUCGCGAAACAACCUGGUGGGAUAGAUGCUGCCAUUUAGUGUUGCUGGAAUGUCAUGGCAAGUAUUGUUGGAAUGCCAUUAUGGGAAUAGGACAAGUGACAUGGUAUGGAUUCAUUGCUGCAUAUUGGAGCAGCAAAAAAAUAUUUCCAUGUAGCCGAGGCCUCUCCGUUUAGAUGCAUGUUGGUUUUACCAAAUGUAUCUUGCGGUGCUGUCACGUUGUGUAAAAGGCGGUUUUGUCACGAAAUACGAAAGUACGACGCACAUUCUUGGAAAGUACGAAGACCAUACUUUGUUGGUAUUAUACUGCUUUACUGAUACGAGCUAAGAUAGCACAUUUCGUCGUAUGAACUAUGCAAGAAGUGAAAUGCCUUUCCAGAAAUGCGCUUUUCGAUAACGGCUUAUGACAAAUGCACUUUGAGUAAAUCGCACUGUAUAUGAAAAUAUCAAGAUGCGAUCUGUGUCAGGACAAUGAAGCACAUAACUGAUUUAGUUGUGUAUUUGGUUAUAGGGAAGGCUGCCAGCUGAGCCUUAAACGAGGAAUUCAGCUUGCAUGCUUCUGGACUCUGAAUCCUCCGUCUCCUGAGCGUGCAUGAAAACAAUUCUAAUUGUUAUCUAGAUCAUAUCAACACCGAAGCACGGACGUUUUUAUUUGCGCAACGCAAGCACUUAUACCUGCGCAGCAUGUCGGACACAACAAUCUCAUGGAUGUGGUGGUGACAAACGGAUCGAUCUUUCCUGUUUUUAGAGUUGCUCAUUUUCAAUUAUGUAGCUUAAGUGCAUAUU
Pollicipes pollicipes is the source of this 2152-nucleotide messenger RNA. Its product is annotated as TBC1 domain family member 4. The record is from RefSeq and is a predicted model, not a curated record. NCBI's taxonomy places the organism in Eukaryota, Metazoa, Arthropoda, Thecostraca, Pollicipedomorpha, Pollicipedidae. The transcript has 10 exons. Bases 2 to 1288 code for a protein of 428 amino acids.